Molecule: messenger RNA, 6272 nt
Organism: Maniola jurtina (meadow brown)
Lineage: Eukaryota; Metazoa; Arthropoda; Insecta; Lepidoptera; Nymphalidae
Exons: 15
Coding region: 138-5609 (1823 amino acids)
Cellular component (GO): extracellular region
Molecular function (GO): chitin binding
Source: RefSeq, a predicted model, not a curated record
GUUUUUGGGAGCUUGCAAUUAUAUAUAAUAGAAAUACCGGUAGGUAGAUUAUCAGUUUAGUUUUCAAGUGGCAGGAAAAAGGACUAUUUUUUUGGCGGGAAAAGUCGCUGAAAAUCUUACGUGUCUGUGAGGACGCGAUGAUAAAAAGUCUGUUUCUUCUGGGCGCCGUAGCUUUAGUCUACGGUCGGCCCCAGAAUCAGGACAAUCGGUCCCUACCGGACGCCAGGUGUCCUGCUCUCACACACCACUUGCUACCACACGAAACUGAUUGUAGCAAGUUCUACUACUGCGAAUAUGGCCGGAGAUACAUAGAGCCAAGGGACUGCACUCCUGGGACUGCUUUCUCGUAUGAUAACCAGAACCAGGACAACCGGUCCCUACCGGACGUCAGGUGUCCUGCUCUCACACACCACUUGCUACCACACGAAACUGACUGUAGCAAGUUCUACUACUGCGAGUAUGGCCGGAGAUACAUAGAGCCAAGGGACUGCACUCCUGAGACUGCUUUCUCGUAUGACAACCAGAACCAGGACAACCGGUCCCUACCGGACGUCAGGUGUCCUGCUCUUACACACCACUUGCUACCACACGAAACUGACUGUAGCAAGUUCUACUACUGCGAGUAUGGCCGGAGAUACAUAGAGCCAAGGGACUGCACUCCUGGGACUGCUUUCUCGUAUGAUAACCAGCUAUGCGAUUGGCCGUGGAAUGUGAAAUGCCAACUCACUGGAAAUGAUAACGACGGUGAAACUGGUGACACUGGUGGAUCUGAUAACGAUUCCGGACCUGGUGAGGACAAUGGAACUGGUGAGGAUAAUGAAACUGGUGAUGACAAUGAUACUGGUAAUGACAAUGAUACUGGUAAUGACAAUGAUAUUGGUAAUGACAAUGAAACUGGUGAUGACAAUGAAGCGGGCAACGACAAUGAAACUGACAACGACACUGGUGGAAACGGUGAUAAUGGAGGAGGAGCUAACGUUGAUGAGGAUGAUAAAGUUGUUACCGAAGGCAGCGAGGAAGGUAGUGGGGGAAGUAACCCAGAAAGGCUACCCAAUGGCUGCCCUACAGACUUUGAUGUACAUUUGCUGUUGCCUCAUCCAACGAAUUGCUCCAGAUUCUACUACUGCGUGGAUGGCGAGAAGCGAGAAAAAAUUUGUCUCUCUGGUUUACACUUCAACAACGUCCUUCAGACAUGUGACUGGCCUUCAAAUGCUGGUUGUGAAGAAGGAAGUGGUGGCGGUGGUGGUGGUGGAGGUGGUGGUGGAGGUGGAGGAGGAGGUGGUGGUAGUGGAGGUGGAGGCGGAGUAGGAGGUGGUGAUGGUGUUGGAGGGGAAAAUGGUAGUGAUGGAGAUAAUGGCAGUGACGGAGGAAACGGAGGCGCUGGUGGAGGAGGAGGAGGAGGAGGAGGAGGUGGUGAUGGUGCUGAAGGAGAAAAUGGUAGUGAUGGAGAUAAUGGCAGUGGCGGAGGAAACGGAGGCGGUGGUAGUGAUGGUAGUGGAGGCGGUGGCGGUGGAGGAGGAGGUGGGGGAGGAGGAGGUGGUGGAGGAGGUGGUGGGAGUGGAGGUGGAGCUGGUGGUGGUGGAGGAGGAGGAGGAGGAGGUGGUGAUGGUGCUGGAGGAGAAAAUGGUAGUGAUGGAGAUAAUGGCAGUGGCGGAGGAAAUGGAAGUGGUGGUAAUGGAGGUGAAAAUGGGGAAGACGGUAGUGAUGGAGAAAACGGCGGUGGUGGUGAUGGAGGUGGUGGAGCCGGAAGUGAAGGUGAAAAUGGCGGAAAUGGUGGAGAUGGCGACAAUGGAGGUGGAGGAGGUGGAGGUGGUGCAGGUGGAGGAGGUGUUGGUGGUGUUGAAGGAUGGCUACCGAAUGGUUGCCCAGCUGACUUUAACGUACACUGGCUGCUUCCCGACCCAGCAAACUGUUCGAGAUUCUUCUAUUGUAUAGAUGGCUUGAAACGUGAACAGAUGUGUAAUCAUGGACUGCACUUCAACCCUGUUCUUCAGAUAUGCGACUGGCCUUGGAAUGCUGGCUGCGAAGGUGGAAAUGAUGGUGGUGGAGGAGAAGGAGGUGGAGGUGGUGGUGGAGAUGGUGGAGGUGGAGGAGGUGGGGGUGGUGGUGGCGGUGGAGGCGGUGGAGGUGGUGGAGGCGGCGGAGGUGGUGGUGGAGGUGGCGGUGAAGGUGGAUGGCUACCCAAUGGCUGCCCUGCUGACUUCAAGGUGCACUGGCUGCUGCCACACGCUAACUGCUCCCGAUUCUACUACUGCGUAAAUGACCAAAAACGAGAACAAGAAUGCCAACCCGGCUUGCACUUUAACCCAGUCCUUCAGGUAUGUGACUGGCCCUGGAAUGCUGGAUGUGAAGGAGGAAAUGGCGGAGGUGGUGAUGGAGGAGAUGGUGGAGAUGGAGGAGGUGGUGGAGCUGGAGGAGGUGGUGGUGAUGGAGGAGGCGGUGGUGAUGGAGGAGGUGGUGGAGCUGGAGGAGGUGGUGGUGAUGGAGGCGGUGGUGGUGAUGGAGAUGGUGGUGGUGCCGGAGGUGGAGGAGGAGAUGGAGGUGGUGGAGGUGAUGGUGGAGGUGGUGGAGGCGGUGGAGGCGGUGGAGAUGGAGGAGGUGGUGGAGCUGGAGGAGGUGGUGGUGAUGGAGGAGACGGUGGUGAUGGAGGAGGCGGUGGAGCUGGUGGAGGUGGUGGUGAUGGAGGCGAUGGUGGUGAUGGAGGUGAAGGAGGAGAUGGAGGUGGUGGAGGUGGUGGUGGAGGCGGUGGAGGCGGUGGAGGCGGCGGAGGCGGUGGUGGCGGCGGAGGUGGUGGUGGAGGUGGCGGUGCAGGUGGAUGGCUACCCAAUGGCUGUCCUGCCGACUUCAACGUGCACUGGCUGCUGCCACACACUAACUGCUCCCGAUUCUACUACUGCGUAAAUGAUCAAAAACGAGAACAAGAAUGCCAACCCGGCUUGCACUUUAACCCAGUUCUUCAGGUAUGUGACUGGCCCUGGAAUGCUGGAUGUGAAGGAGGAAAUGGUGGAGGUGGUGGUGGCGGAGGAGGAGGAGGCGGUGGAGGUGGUGGUGGAGACGGAGGUGGGGGUGGUGAUGGAGGAGGCGGUGGAGCUGGAGGAGGUGGUGGUGAUGAAGGCGGAGGUGGUGAUGGAGGAGGCGGUGGAGAUGGAGGAGGUGGCGGAGCUGGAGGAGGUGGUGGUGAUGGAGGAGGCGGUGGUGAUGGAGGAGGCGGUGGAGCUGGAGGAGGCGGUGGUGACGGAGGCGGUGGUGGUGAUGGAGGCGGAGGUGGUGAUGGAGGAGAUGGUGGAGAUGGAGGAGGUGGUGGAGCUGGAGGAGGUGGUGGUGAUGGAGGAGGCGGUGGUGAUGGAGGAGGCGGUGGAGCUGGAGGAGGCGGUGGUGACGGAGGUGGUGGUGGUGAUGGAGGUGGAGGAGGUGGAGGAGAUGACGGAGAAGGGGGUGCUGAUGGAGAAGGCGGUGCAGGAGGCGGUGGAGGAGGUGGUGGUGAUGGAGAUGGUGGUGGUGACGGAGGUGGAGGAGGAGAUGGAGGUGGUGGAGGUGGUGGUGGAGUUGGUGGAGGUGGUGGAGGCGGUGGAGGCGGCGGAGGCGGUGGAGGCGGUGGUGGCGGCGGAGGUGGUGGUGGAGGUGGCGGUGCAGGUGGAUGGCUACCCAAUGGCUGCCCUGCUGAUUUCACCGUGCACUGGCUGCUGCCACACGAUAACUGCUCCCGGUUCUACUACUGCGUAAAUGAUCAAAAACGAGAACAAGAAUGCCAACCCGGCUUGCACUUUAACCCAGUUCUUCAGGUAUGUGACUGGCCCUGGAAUGCUGGUUGUGAAGGAGGAAAUGGUGGAGGUGGUGGUGGCGGAGGAGGAGGAGGCGGUGGAGGUGGUGGUGGAGACGGAGGUGGGGGUGGUGAUGGAGGAGGCGGUGGAGCUGGAGGAGGUGGUGGUGAUGGAGGCGGAGGUGGUGAUGGAGGAGGCGGUGGAGAUGGAGGAGGUGGCGGAGCUGGAGGAGGUGGUGGUGAUGGAGGCGGUGGUGGUGAUGGAGGCGGAGGUGGAGAUGGAGGAGGUGGCGGAGAUGGAGGAGGUGGCGGAGCUGGAGGAGGUGGUGGUGAUGGAGGAGGCGGUGGAGCUGGAGGAGGCGGUGGUGAUGGAGGAGGUGGUGGAUCUGGAGGAGGCGGUGGUGACGGAGGCGGUGGUGGUGAUGGAGGUGGAGGAGGAGGUGGAGGAGGUGGAGGAGGUGGAGGAGGUGGAGGAGAUGACGGAGAAGGGGGUGCAGGAGGCGGUGGAGGAGGUGGUGGAGGAGGUGGUGGUGAUGGAGAUGGUGGUGGUGAUGGAGGUGGAGGAGGAGAUGGAGGUGGUGGAGGUGGUGGUGGAGGUGGUGGUGGAGGCGGUGGAGGCGGUGGAGGCGGUGGAGGCGGCGGAGGCGGUGGAGGCGGCGGAGGUGGUGGUGGAGGUGGCGGUGCAGGUGGAUGGCUACCCAAUGGCUGCCCUGCCGAUUUCACCGUGCACUGGCUGCUGCCACACGCUAACUGCUCCCGGUUCUACUACUGCGUAAAUGACCAAAAACGAGAACAAGAAUGCCAACCCGGCUUGCACUUUAACCCAGUCCUUCAGGUAUGUGACUGGCCCUGGAAUGCUGGUUGUGAAGAUGGAAAUGAAGGAGGUGGAGGUGGUGGCGGCGGUGGAGGAGGAGGAGGAGGGGGUGGUGGCGGAGGAGGAGGAGGUGGCGGUGGUGAUGGAGGCAAUGGUGGUGGCGGUGGAGAUGGAGGCAAUGGUGGUGGCGGAGGAGAUGGAGGCAAUGGUGGUGGCGGUGGAGAUGGAGGCAAUGGUGGUGGUGGCGGAGGUGGAGGAGGUGGUGGUGGUGGCGGAGAUGGAGGCAAUGGUGGUGGCGGUGGAGAUGGAGGCAAUGGUGGUGGCGGUGGAGAUGGAGGCGAUGGUGAGGGCGGUGGAGAUGGUGGCAAUGGUGGUGGUGGUGGAGGUGGAGGAGGUGGUGGUGGCGGCGGAGAUGGAGGCAAUGGUGGUGGCGGCGGAGAUGGAGGCAAUGGUGGUGGCGGCGGAGAUGGAGGCAAUGGUGGUGGCGGCGGAGAUGGAGGCAAUGGUGGUGGCGGCGGAGAUGGAGGCAAUGGUGGUGGCGGCGGAGAUGGAGGCAAUGGUGGUGGCGGCGGAGAUGGAGGCAAUGGUGGUGGCGGCGGAGAUGGAGGCAAUGGUGGUGGCGGCGGAGAUGGAGGCAAUGGUGGUGGCGGCGGAGAUGGAGGCAAUGGCGGCGGUGGUGGUGGUGGAGGCGGAGGUGGUGGAGGUGGUGGAGGCGGAGGUGGAGGAGGUGGUGGAGGCGGUGGUGGAGAAGGUGAAAUCAUAAUAGACAGAUGUGCUACAGAGUGCCACGUCUCUCAUUGGAGACACGAAACCGACUGCGAUAAGUUCUGGCGCUGCGAGAACAACAGGAAAGUGCUUAGCGUUUGCUCCGAAGGUCUCUACUUCAACCCGAAGGCCCAGACGUGCGAUUUCGCUUGCAAUGUUGAAUGUAACAGGUUCAACGUUCAAACGUCUGUUGUGGCUGACGGUGUUAAAGUGUUCCUCCCUUGGGGAAAAGUAAGCGCGUUGAAAGAGCUUUUUGAAUCAUAUGAGUAGGUUAUCAAUUUCCGUAGGAGUUAGGACCAUUUAGAUAUAUUAUUUUUACGCAAUUAUGAGAAAAAGGGCAGCAUCAGUUAUGAGCGGAAUCCGUGGUGGUUCCAACGGUAUUCUGAAGACCUUGUCUGAAAGACUAGAUAAUCCAUUUAUGAGAUACUGCGUUGGUUUGCACAUGCAAUCUUAGGCUGAGUUCUAUAGAUUGACUUUGCUCAAGCUUAAGACACUGUUAAAAAGAGACAGUGUUAUAUCACUGCCAUAAGUCUGUCUCGUUUUAACUGAAACUUAAGUUAAUAAUACAAAGAAAAAUGCAAUAAAAAAUCUAAUUUGAAUGAAAAAAGUUUAUUUCGAAGUUUAGUGGAUUUUGAUAUCAGAAUAUAGCGUUAAAGUGAGUCAAAUAAUUUAUCCAAAGUAGUUUCCAUACACAUUUUGAUUCCCAAUUAUUGAUGGAUUUGUAAAGUUAAUUACAUUAACUUAAAACUAUUAUCCUUAAUAGUUAAUGAAGGUGCUCAAUCCAAAAUUUGUUAGCUCAUUUCUUUAAAACCUGCUGAAAUUAUUAAUAUUAAGGUUCUAAUCAUGUAUUUAAAGCAUUUCUAAAUUUUAAAUACUUAACUGUAUUAUUUUAUUUUUUAUAUUAUGCAUAUUUAUUUGUAAAUAGGUGUUUAC